UCUUACCAUUCUUCAAACUCCGUUUCUGGUCUCAACUCAAUUCAUCAUCGGAGAGAGAGAGAGAGAGAGCGCCAUGGCUGUGUGCGCCACCGACACGAGUCGAGCCCUUUCCUGCCGAAACAGCCACGCCGCGUCGAACCUCAAACUUAUCUCGAUCUGCGUGAUCUUCUUCACAAGCGUAAUCGGCAUAUCAUCGCCGGUGAUGCUAGCUCGGCUGUUCCACGGCAAGCCGGUCUACGACAAGGCGAUCCUCAUAAUCAAGUGCUUCGCGGCCGGAGUGAUUCUCUCUACAUCGCUCGUCCACGUCCUCCCAGACGCCUUCGACGCCCUCGCCGACUGCCAGGUGGCGUCUCAACACCCCUGGAAGGACUUCCCCUUCUCCGGCCUCGUCACUCUAAUCGGAGUCCUCGCCGCCCUGUUAGUCGAUCUAACCGCUUCCUCGCACGUCGAUAGCCAUGGAAAGUCGAGCACUAAGAAUUAUACGCCUAUUGGGGGCGAGGAAUUGGAGGCGGCGAAGAAGAAAUCGGCGGUGGAAUUGGGGGCGGUGGAGGAGGAGGGUGGUGGUGGUGAGGGGGAAGCGGCGGCGGAGGAAGUGGUGAGGAUGAAGCAGAGAUUGGUGUCGCAGGUGUUGGAGAUUGGGAUAAUUUUUCAUUCGGUGAUUAUUGGAGUGACGAUGGGGAUGUCCCAGAAUCAGUGCACGAUUAGGCCGCUUGUUGCUGCACUCGCGUUUCACCAGAUCUUUGAAGGAAUGGGACUCGGUGGCUGUAUUGCUCAGGCAGGGUUCAGCUUUGGAACAACAGCUUACAUGUGCUUCAUGUUUUCAGUGACAACACCCAUAGGAAUAGUGUUGGGGAUGAUCAUUUUCUCCUUGACUGGUUAUGACGACAGUAGCCCUAAUGCCUUGAUUCUUGAAGGACUCUUGGGUUCUCUCUCCGCAGGUGUACUCAUUUACAUGGGUCUGGUUGACCUCAUUGCUCUUGACUUCUUCCACAGCAAGUUGAUGAGUUCUGAGUAUUGGUUGAAGAAGGCUUCUUUUGUUGCCCUUGUUCUUGGCUCUACCUCCAUGUCUAUCCUUGCCCUUUGGGCUUAGAAAGUUCUACAUAUCUCUCAAAGCAAUACAAAAAUCAUAUUGGUUUAUAUUUAUUUCUCAUCUCUCAACUGGUCUCAACCAAAGCCAUAGUAAACUGAUCAAGAUCUUCUCUAUUUCAUAAAUAAAAUUUUGGGUAUUUCACCAAA
This is a messenger RNA of Camellia sinensis, 1236 nucleotides long. Its product is annotated as zinc transporter 6, chloroplastic. NCBI's taxonomy places the organism in Eukaryota, Viridiplantae, Streptophyta, Magnoliopsida, Ericales, Theaceae. Gene Ontology annotation, cellular component: plasma membrane. The record is from RefSeq and is a predicted model, not a curated record. Gene Ontology annotation, biological process: zinc ion transmembrane transport. Gene Ontology annotation, molecular function: zinc ion transmembrane transporter activity.